AUGGACGCCCAAACGCAAGCCACCCCAACAUGGGCAGACAUCGAAGACGCUACACGUAGUGAUGCAGGCUCGCCAUCGGCAACGAUGGUCGAUUCGCCGGCUUGGCACUACGAUGACACGGUCGUCACCGACUUUGGCCCUGCAGCCUUGGACGACGAGGUGCAGAUCGUCGAAUGUGCAGAUUGCACCAAGCCAGUGCUCAAGGAAGCACUCGGAUUCCAUCAGCAGAAUUGCAAGCUGAUCAAAGAUAUUGCGUCUGGUCGUGUGUCGCCGUCAAUACUGGAAGGCGAUCUUAGGAAGCGCCGGAUGAUGGAUGACGAUGACGAGAGCAUCCUUGGCGACGACUCGGGCCUCCCACUCACCAAAAAGCAAAAGAAAGAAAAGCGGCUCGCCGAAGAGAAAAAGAAAGGCGGACGCAAGAACAAGGGGCCCAUCGACGUCGACAAGCAAUGCGGCGUCAUCAACGACAAAGGACUACCCUGUUCCCGCUCACUCACGUGCAAAUCUCACUCGAUGGGAGCCAAGCGUGCCGUCGAAGGCCGGUCGGCACCUUACGACACGCUGCUGUUCGAAUGGCAGAAAGCGACCAACCCGAGCUUCGUUGCCAAACUCGAAGAAAAGGAGAAAGCCAUUGCAGCGGCCAAGGCAGCCGCAGCAGCUGCUCCUCCAAAGGAGAAGAAGAAGAAGACCGUCAAGGACGGAAAAGCCAAAAGCGGCGGUGGAGCAAGUGGGGGCGGUACGGGUGCCGGUGGCGCGUCGGGUGCCGGUGGUGCUUCGGGGUCGGGUGGGGUGUUUAUCGAAGACGACGAUAUGGACAUGUUUGACGCGGGUGCUGACGAGGAUCAGAUGGAUCAGGAACUCGUCUCGGUACUAGGUUCGAUCGCACACGCUGCAUCGCGCGAUCGGACUACUGUGCUGCCGCUCGCGACGAGAUCGUUCGCAGGCUGUUACACGAGCAGGGUCAAGCGCAUGCGCAACCUGCGCGAGCUGCUCAGGGAAGGGCUGACCCCAGGAGGAGGAGCAUAUGGUAUCAACGGCUAUGCCACGUGGAACAACCACCAUCAUCGUCCUGGCGGCUUUGGGCCGGGAGCAGGCAAUACGUCGAAGAAGGGUGUCGUUUCCGGUGCGUGA
Molecule: messenger RNA, 1131 nt
Organism: Sporisorium graminicola
Lineage: Eukaryota; Fungi; Basidiomycota; Ustilaginomycetes; Ustilaginales; Ustilaginaceae
Exons: 3
Coding region: 1-1131 (376 amino acids)
Biological process (GO): regulatory ncRNA-mediated heterochromatin formation; RITS complex assembly; regulation of transcription by RNA polymerase II
Cellular component (GO): SAGA complex
Source: RefSeq, a predicted model, not a curated record